This is a messenger RNA of Acanthisitta chloris (rifleman), 3250 nucleotides long. Its product is annotated as nuclear receptor subfamily 4 group A member 3-like. Gene Ontology annotation, biological process: cellular response to corticotropin-releasing hormone stimulus; regulation of transcription by RNA polymerase II. Gene Ontology annotation, molecular function: zinc ion binding; nuclear glucocorticoid receptor binding; nuclear receptor activity. Gene Ontology annotation, cellular component: nucleus; transcription regulator complex. The record is from RefSeq and is a predicted model, not a curated record. NCBI's taxonomy places the organism in Eukaryota, Metazoa, Chordata, Aves, Passeriformes, Acanthisittidae.
AUGCCCUGUGUGCAAGCGCAGUAUAGUCCUUCACCACCCGGUUCAAAUUAUGCAUCUCAGACCUAUGCGUAUGGCUCGGAGUACAGCUCAGACAUCAUGAACCCUGACUAUGCCAAGCUGACCAUGGACCUGAGCAGUACCGAAAUCACUGCCACUGCCACCACCUCCCUUCCCAGCUUCAGCACCUUUAUGGAGGGUUACUCUGGCAGCUACGAGCUCAAGCCUUCCUGCCUCUACCAAAUGCAAACUGCCUCCUCUGCCCAGAGGCCCCUCAUAAAGAUGGAAGACACCCGGCUCUCCCCGUACCAGCCCUCACUGCCCCCGUCCACGGACGAGGGGAUGCCCAGCACUUCCAUGUACUUCAAGCAAUCUCCACCCUCCACGCCCACCACCCCUGGCUUCCCUGUCCCGCCGCUGCAGCCCACGCAGACCUGCCUGCCGCCCAGCCAUCUGAUGGAUGCCACCCCCAUGAAGACCGUGCCUCCACGCUUCCCUCUCUUCCACUUCAAGCACUCUCCUCCGCACACGCCGUCCGCGGCCGCCCACAUGUGCUACGACCCUGCCUCCCUGAGCCUGCCCCUGGGCUCCGACAGACCCACGGCCAGCCAGGCUCCCAUGGAGAGCCAUUCCUACGGGCUCCACCUGGCCAAAAGACCAGCCACCUUAGCCUUCUCACCACUCGGCCUCAACGCACCCACCUCCAGCCUGAUGGGUGAGAGCAGUGGAAGUGGCAGCAGUGGCCUCCCAUCUCCGCCCAGCAGGAGCUCUUCAUCUGGGGAAGGCACCUGCGCUGUCUGUGGAGAUAAUGCCGCCUGCCAGCACUACGGGGUGCGGACAUGCGAGGGCUGCAAGGGCUUUUUCAAGAGAACAGUUCAGAAAAAUGCAAAAUAUGUUUGUCUGGCAAAUAAAAACUGUCCAGUGGACAAGAGACGUCGUAACAGAUGCCAAUACUGCCGGUUUCAGAAGUGUCUCAGCGUCGGCAUGGUCAAAGAAGUUGUCCGUACCGACAGCCUGAAAGGGAGAAGAGGUCGGCUGCCUUCCAAACCAAAGAGCCCCUUACAGCAAGAACCCUCUCAGCCCUCCCCACCUUCUCCUCCCAUCAGCAUGAUGAAUGCCCUCGUACGAGCUUUAACCGACUCCACGCCCAGGGAGCUUGACUAUUCAAGAUACUGUUCCACUGAUCAGGCUGCUGCAGGCACAGAUGCAGAACAUGUACAACAGUUCUAUAAUCUUCUGACUGCCUCCAUUGACAUAACUAGAGGCUGGGCAGAAAAAAUCCCAGGAUUUACUGACCUCCCAAAAGAAGAUCAGACAUUACUCAUAGAAUCAGCUUUUUUGGAGCUGUUUGUACUAAGACUCUCCAUCAGGUCUGAUACUGCUGAGGAUAAGUUUGUAUUCUGCAAUGGACUUGUGCUUCAUAGACUUCAGUGCCUUCGUGGAUUUGGGGAGUGGCUCGACUCUAUUAAAGACUUUUCCUUAAACUUAAAGAGCCUUAACCUUGAUAUCCCAGCCUUAGCAAGUCUAUCAGCUCUAACUAUGAUUACAGAACGACAUGGAUUAAAAGAACCAAAGAAAGUGGAAGAGCUAUGCAACAAGAUCACAAGCAGUUUGAAAGAUCACUUAACUUUCAGUUGCCAAAACAAAGGACAACCACUUGAGUCUGCAGAGCCGAAGGUACUGGGUGUUCUGGCUGACUUGCGUUCUCUCUGCACACUGGGACUGCAGCGCAUCUUUUACCUGAAACUGGAAGAUUUGGUGCCAGCCCCUUCCAUUAUCGACAGGCUGUUUCUGGACACCUUACCCUUCUGAGUCAAGCCACCCUCCUGAAAGGCAAACGCCCACCAGAGCAGGCAAAUGGAUCGUGACUUACAGCUAACAUUUCUGCCCUCACUUAACAGAAAAGCAGCUCCGAGUCUAAAAUGAGGUCUUUUCUGGCGCUUUGUCCUUACAACCUGAGGCCUGAAACUUACUGGCUUACUGGUUUGGGGUUGUGUUCUUUGUUUUCUUUUGUGUGAUUUGGGUUUUUUAAAUGGCUAAUAUGGCACUUUUGGACAAUGCUAUCCCAGCAGCGGUAAAAGGUUAACAUGACUGUUUUAAAUCUGUUGUUUAACACCUCAUGGUCUGUGAGGAAUAAAAUUGUAGAAGCUGUGUUUGAAAACAGGAACAGCAAAUAGUUGUUUGCCAGGGUAGUAUGUGUUUUGUGAGGAUACCUUUAGCAUACUUCCCGCAUCAAGGGCACAUACAUCAGCACAAUCUAAUCAAAAAUUCACUUUUUUAGCAAAGUACAUUCAAUUAAACAUUUCAUACAAAUCAAAUAUAGCAAAAUGACAAUGGCUGUUAGCUCCCAUGUUCAAGUGCAAUUUUUUAAAGUGCUGUCUUACUAAGUCUCGUUUAUUAACUAAUUUAUUUUACUAUGAAGACAAACGGAAGAAAUCAAGUGAGAAAAUUACAUGCACUAACUUACCUGACAGAGUUUUCCAAACUUGAUUCCAUGUAGCGUGACUUACUGACAAAUGUAUGUGGAAGACACAGGAGCAAUUGUGGCUCAGUUGUUCCUUAGCUAAGGAAAUCCGAGUAAGUAGUGACUGGAGCAUACAGGGUCAGCAUCAGGGAUAGUUCAGUUCUAGACUCCUAACACAAGUGACUAGUUAGUAAACAGACAGAAGAUGGUUUUCAAGAACAAGCAAGUCUUGUAAAAUAGUAUGAAUGUAAGUGCUAGGAAGGAUAUAGUGGGCUGCGUUUAAACAUUCCGUGUUCGUACUCCUUUUUGUAUGUUUAUACUGUUGAUGCCAUAUUAAUAUGAGAUAAUUUGUUGCAUAGUGUCUUUAUUUGUAUAAAUGUUUGUAUGCAUGGUAUAUUGUAAUGGCUUUGCCUGUAUUUAUUGCAAUGACUGCCAGCUCAUGGGAGCCCUGUUACACAUGAUAACUAAAUGGGGUGUUCACACUGACUCAGAUACACCAGUUGGAAAACUAUAUACAUAUAUAUAAUGUGUAUAUAUAUAUAUGUAUAUACCUCUAUUUGUGUGCGUGUGUGUGUGUGCGCGUGUCUUUUUAUUAACCAUUUGUAUAUAAAAUAUCUGUCAAAUCACAAGCAGAGUUAUUUUACAGUUUAUUUGCAGUGACUUCUAAGGCAGUACUGUUUAGCACUUUGAUAUUAAAAUCUUGCUCAUGUUUUGCUAAAUUCAAAUAAUAUUUAAAAAGUUUAGUUCUAAAAAACUUUAUAUGCACUGUAUUAAGUCAAAAUUUUGUUG